Molecule: messenger RNA, 3943 nt
Organism: Prunus persica (peach)
Lineage: Eukaryota; Viridiplantae; Streptophyta; Magnoliopsida; Rosales; Rosaceae
Product: TMV resistance protein N
Exons: 6
Coding region: 117-3671 (1184 amino acids)
Biological process (GO): signal transduction; defense response
Molecular function (GO): ADP binding
Source: RefSeq, a predicted model, not a curated record
AUCUCUGCCACUUCUUUCUAGAUGUCAUCCUGAGGUGCAACGUUGGUCUUCAUAAUCAUACUAUUAUUCUGCAGCUUCUUUCUUGAUCUGGAGGUUUGCAGGUUUUGGAUACGGAUAUGGAUUCUUCUUCUUCUUCUUCUGUUCCUUUUUCUGCUCCUCUUCAAGAAAAGUACGAUGUGUUUCUUAGUUUCAGAGGUGAAGACACACGCGAUACUUUUACCAGCCAUCUUCACAAGGAUUUACUUCGGAAGAACAUUGACACCUACAUAGAUCGCAGGCUCGAGAGAGGAGAUGAAAUUGCUCCUGCCCUUCUAAAAGCAAUCGAGAGAUCGAAAAUUGCACUAGUAAUUUUCUCAAAAGACUAUGCUUCUUCCACAUGGUGUUUGAAAGAACUUGUGCAUAUACUUGGAUGCAAGAAAAGCCAUGGACAGAUUGUUAUACCCAUUUUUUAUCGCAUAGAUCCAUCACAUGUACGAAAACAGCGGGGAACUUGUGCACUUGAAGAUCGUCCACUUAAGCGCAGUAGGGAUGAGGUGGCCAACUGGAGGGCUGCUUUGGAGGAAGCAGCCAAUAUGUCUGGGUUUCAUUAUUCCAGCAAAACAGGAAGGACAGAGGCCGAUUUUGUUGAGGAAGUUGUCCAAGAUGUUUUGACCAAAUUGAAUCGGGAAUCAUCAAGUGAUUUGAGGGGCCUGUUUGGAAUUCAAAGGAAAAUUGAGAAAAUUGAGUCGUUAUUAUGCUUGGAUUCACCAGGUGUUUGCUGUGUAGGUAUUUGGGGCAUGGGUGGUAUUGGCAAGACUACCCUUGCUGAUGCUGUAUUUCACAGGCAGUGGCAGUCCUCAAAAUUUGAAGCUGCUUGUUUUCUCGCAAAUGUCAGGGAGAAAUCCGAAAAAACGGAUGGACUAAAUGAGUUGCGAAAUACACUUGUUCGUGAAUUAUUGAAGGAUAAAGAUGUAAAUAUCAACACUCCGUCUAUUCCACCUCAUAUUCAAGAUAGGCUCAGGCGUACAAAGGCGUUCAUUGUUCUUGAUGACGUGAAUGCUCGAGAACACCUAGACGUUCUUGUUGGUGAUGAUGAUCGGUUUUGCCAAGGAAGUCGAAUCAUGGUAACUGCUAGAGAUAAAGGCCUGCUUGAGCAAAAAAUUGACCAUGAAAAGAUAUACAAUGUUGAGGGAUUAGGUUCUGAUGAAGCUCUUGAGCUCUUUCACUCGCAUGCUUUUGGAAAUAAGUCCCCAACAACAGAUUACACCGAGUUGUCAAGAGAGGUGGUGGAUUAUAUUAAGGGCAUUCCAUUAGCUCUUAAAGUUAUGGGGUCCUCAUUCCGUCGUUGCAAGAGCAAACAAGAGUGGGAAGUUCAAUGGAAAAAAGUGAAACGAGUUCCAAUCGGAGAAAUCCAGAAAGUGUUGAGAGUAAGUUACGAUGGAUUAGAUGACAAUGAGAAGGAGAUAUUUCUUGAUAUAGCAUGUUUUUGUAAAGGCUAUUUGAGGAAAAGUGUAGAAAAAAUGUUAGAUAGUUGUUAUUUCUUUUUGGAAGCAGGAAUCAAUGAUCUUAUUGAUAGGUCUCUCAUAUCAAUUUCACAAGAUAUGAGCUUAAAAAAAGCGAAAGAGAAAUACUCAGGAGAACGGAUAGUAGAGAUGCAGUCAGUAGAACGGAUAGAGAUGCAUGAUUUGGUGCAGGAAAUGGGUAGGGCAAUUGCUCGAAAACAAGGCAGUAGGUUGUUCAAUGCAAAUGACGUCUAUCAAGCGUUGACAAAUAACCAGAGAGAUGGACAUGUUCAAGCCAUAUCCUUUGACUCGAGUAAGAUUGAAAAGCCACACUUGAAAGAUGCAAACUUCAAAAAGAUGUAUCAACUCAGAUGGCUACGUGUUAGUUAUUCUAUUCUUUUUAGAGGUUCUCUUCAUCUUCCCAGUUCUCUUAGAUAUCUUUACUGGGAGGGAUAUCCUUUGGAAUCUUUGCCAUCAAAAUUUUCUGCUCAAAAUCUUCUUGUCCUUUAUACGCCGUACAGCAAAUUUGGGGUGCAACUUUGGAAUGAAGACAAGAUUCCAGUGAACUUAAAACGUAUCAAUCUUCUUUCCUGCCAGUAUCUAACUGAAGUCCCAAAUCUCUCUCAGUGUCUAAAUAUUGAGCAUAUAAAUCUGGGAAGCUGUGAAAGUUUGGUUGAAAUUCCUUCGUAUUUUCAACAUCUUGGCAAGCUUACUUAUCUUGACCUUUCGAUGUGCUACAAGCUCAAAAAUCUUCCCGAGAUGCCAUGCAAUCUUGAAUUCUUAGAUUUGUCUUGGACAGCAAUAGAGGAAUUGGCUUCAUCAGUUUGGUCUCACGAAAAAAUAUCUCGCUUAGAUAUUAGAUAUUGUGAACACCUUAAGAGUCUUCCAAGCAACACUUGUAAACUGAAACUCUCGAGUUCUUUUAGUCUAAAGGGCUGCAAAUCUCUUUGCGAGUUUUGGGAACUUCCCAGGGAUACAACAGUGCUAGAGUUUAGUAGUACAACAAUAAAAGAAUUGAGGAAUGAAUCAAUAGAGUCUGUUAUUGGUCCCACUGCAAUUAAACUGACCAAUUGCAAAAGCCUUGUGAGUCUCCCAAUGAACAUUUGGAAGUUGAAAUAUCUGGAGAGCCUUAAGCUCAGUGGUUGCUCUAACUUUCAACACUUCCCAGAAAUCUCAGAGGCUAUGGAACAUCUGGAGUUUCUAAAUUUAUCAGGUACAAUGGUUAAAGAGGUACCCAAAUCAAUUGAAAAUCUAGUUGCGCUUCGAAAAUUACACAUGGUUGAGUGCAGUAUACAAGAAAUCCCUGAUGACCUUUUUUGCUUAAGCUCAUUACAAGAGUUAAAUCUAAGUUUGACCGAAAUUAAGAGCAUACCUGCAAGCGUCAAACAAGCUGCUCAACUAUCUCGCUUGUGCCUCAACGGUUGUGAGAGCCUUGAAUCUUUACCAGAGCUCCCCCCAUUAUUGCAAUGUCUUGAAGCAGAAGAUUGCGUGUCACUGAGGACAGUGUCAAGUUCAAGCACUGCACUCGCACAAGGUUGGGAAAAAUAUAUAUUUUCUCAAGGGCUUCAUGAGCAACAUGUAUUUUCUGAUUGCAGAAGAUUGGAUGAGAAUGCACGAAGCAACAUAUUGGGUGAUGCACAGCUCAGAAUUAUGCGAAUGGCAACUGCGUCAUCGAAGUUUAAAGAAGACGAAAUUGAGGAAUCUUUACGCAAGAGAUCUUUUGUUGCCAUUAGAUGUUGCGGGAAUGAAAUUCCAAAAUGGUUCAGCCAUAAAAGUGAGGGAUGUUCAAUAAAGAUUGAGCUUCCUCGUGAUUGGUUUAGCACAGAUUUCUUGGGUUUCGCUCUAUCUCUUGUUGUUGACUUUGCUCCACGGGAUAUGGGGCUUUUUUGCAAGUUCAGCUUCAAAACUAGUAAUGGUGAAAGCCAUGAAGUCAUCCAUCAUUUGUCUAGUCUGUACCCGAAAAAUUUCAUUACAAGCGAGUUAUUUUCUUGUGGUGAGGUGUUUGUGUGGUGGCAUGAUAAUUUCUUUGAAGAAGUUGUAGAGGGAGCUCAAAGCCCCACUGCGUUUUACAAACUUGUUACUGAGGUCAAUGUGUACUUCAUCGUAUGGAAUCGUGCUGAGGUGAAAAAGUGUGGGAUAUGUCUGUUGUAUGGCAAAGAUGCUGAGAUGAUAAAGCAGAGGGCUUUGUAGAUCAAGCCGAUAUCCCUAAAUUCAAAAUUUCAGUUUAUUUGAGCUGUUUGCAAGACUUGUGGCUGAGGAUGCUUUUUGAGUUUCUUAGGCUUAGGGAUGUCUUUCUUGUUUUAACCCUUCGUCCUCUCCAUCGCCAAGCUUUUUGUCUGAGGAUGCUUUUGAGUUUAGUUUCUCACGGUCAUGCCCCAUGUAAUUUUCUUCAUUGAAUUCAAGUAUUAAAUUGUUAAAAGUUAACAGUAUUAAAUUUUGCAUCAAUUGGAUUUCUGCUUCAA